This is a messenger RNA of Biomphalaria glabrata, 1281 nucleotides long. RefSeq names its product collagen alpha-1(XIV) chain-like. The record is from RefSeq and is a predicted model, not a curated record. The transcript has 9 exons. NCBI's taxonomy places the organism in Eukaryota, Metazoa, Mollusca, Gastropoda, Planorbidae. Bases 43 to 1281 code for a protein of 412 amino acids.
UUUUCUAUCCAACUCGAGGAAGGAGAAAUCCCAUUUCCAAGAAUGCGUGUAGUUCAGAUUGUUCUCAUCGCCUGCCUAGUUACCCAGUCCUUUGGCUUGUUUAAUUUUGUCAAAGACGUUAUCGGUGGUGCUGGUAAUGCUUUGAACGAGGUAGCCACUGGGACAGGGAAUUUCGUCAAAGAUGUCGUGGGUUCAGGGACUAAUGUCGUCGGCAAAGUCGUAGAGACUGGUGUAGGAGCUGUGGACAAAGUCGUCUCUGGUACUGGUACGGCAGUCGGUCAAAUCUUGGAGGGCAAUCUUGGUGGAGCUCUAGGGACCGUGGCCGGCACAGUUUUGGACACUGGUUUUGGCAUCCUUGGAGGCGGCGUAGACAUAUUUGGCAAUAUCAUCUCGGACAGCCUGACCAUUGGGAAAAAUGUCCUAGGUUCAGUAGUAGACACUGGAGUCGUUUUGUUUUGCGCAGUUGGUGGUUUAAUAGUGGAUUGCAGAAAAGCGCCAGGAAGUGUAUCUGUUGCGCCUCUUCCCUUCCAAUGCCGAGGCAAAUCUGACAUCAUCAUCGUCAUUGACGCCUCUGGCAGUGUUGGAUCUCUUAACUUCAAAAAGCAGCUUUCUUUUGCCGCCAACUUGGCUGGGGCCUUCUUGAUUGGUCCAAACAACGCUAGGUUUGGUGUUGUGGGAUUUAGUACCAAUUACCAGAAGUGGUUUAAUUUGAACCAAUACAACGACCCCGUGGAAGUUAUGAAGGCAAUACUCAAAACUCCCUACUCAGCCGGAGUCACUGCGACAGACAAGGCCCUCAACUCCAUCAUUGACAACAAGAUGUUCGAUCCCGCAAACGGAGGCCGAGCAGACGCCAAGGAUAUUGUCAUUGUUUUAACUGACGGCCAGUCUGACAAGCCAAGCUCAACCCAGACGGCAGCUAACAAAUUGAGGAGCAGGGGCGCCACCAUAUUUUCUAUCGGCAUUGGGCUAGGUAACAACAAGGUAGAACUGGUGAGCAUUGCUGGCGACGAGGAGAAUGUGUUCAACGCCGAUGACUUUGACCUCCUGAACAACGUUCUGUAUCAACUUGCUCAAAGGACAUGCGCAGCUUCUGGAAGUGAAGAAAAACCAGUCGUCGUUGAACCACCGCCCCAUUCGAAAGUUUAUGGGGGUAUACUUUGGAAGAAGAAAAUCUGUAUUCAAACCUCUGUUUCCUUUUUGACUAUACCCCAAAUGGGCAUGACUUACAGAUUCAUCCCUGAAAAAAGUUCAGGAACCGUUGACCCUUAUUUAUCUUGA